AUGCCGGGUAAAUACUCACUGCUGCUGCUUGGAUUAGCGGUGUUUGCCGUCAUCAAUUCAGCAGUAGCAUACUCGAACAACUCGAACGCUAUAUAUACCUGGGAAGGGGGUCGCAUAGAAUGGCCAUGCCCAACGACGAAACGUUUAGUAAAGGCAGCUGCGAAGUACACGCCACGAGAUCUGAUCGCAACCCGGUGUCAGAGAGUGGAAGGCAAAACGGUGUGCGCCUUUCCACGUUACAAGAACAUCAUCCCAAUUACUUUGAGUCAAAUUUAUGCCACCAAGAAGGGUUGUGAUGUAAAAUUUGAGCCGUUCCCUUGCUGGAGCGAGCAGGAAGAAGGAAACUGUGACGCCCUCCAGUCAGUUAUCGACAUUUUCAGUGUAGGUGAAUUCGUUUGGGUGUUGGACAGUGGUAUCAUACAAACUCUCAGAACACCAAUUCAACGAUGCUCGCCGAAGAUUGUAGUUUUUCAAGGAAAAACUGGCAGGAAAUUGAAAACAAUUAGUCUCGAUCGGUUCGUAACGGAGAAGUCAAGGCUACAGUACCUUCAGGUGGAAUGUUUGAAAGGGGGUCAUUGCUAUGUGUACAUUAGCGACCCUGGAAAUAACGUUAUCAUUGUAUAUGACGUAUAUGAAGGUCGCGGGUACAGAAUUGUUCUACCGAGAGCAGUACAUCAUGGUUGCCGGAUCAGAGACGUGCUAUAUAUCUUUCUGAUUCACCAAAAAGAAGGGACCAAAUUGUACUUUAGUUAUCUUUGCGGGCAACGACUGUUCGCCAUUCGAACAGAACAUCUACGUAGAGGUCAUGGAGGCAACAUCAUAGAUAUUGGAGAAAAACCAAACAUACCUAUCUUUGUUGGAACCGACGCCGGAAGUGGAGUGUUUUUCCGGGAAGAAGGGGACAGUGAUGUUUAUUAUUGGAAUACCAACCAAUGCUACAAGAAAAGUAACUUCAAGAUGGUUCACAAGAGUGAUGGCGGUCUGUAUGCUACCCAUGUGUUCCCAGAUUUCAAGAUAAACCGUCUGUUGGUCCUAGAAAAUGAUUUUCCAAGCUAUGUUAAGGACUAUGCUGGUUGUGGUACACUGCACCAGAUUUCUAUAUUAGAUGGGACGUAUACGUGCGAAUAG
This is a messenger RNA of Topomyia yanbarensis, 1128 nucleotides long. RefSeq lists its product as uncharacterized. The coding region runs from base 1 to 1128 and encodes 375 amino acids. Gene Ontology annotation, cellular component: extracellular region. The transcript has 2 exons. NCBI's taxonomy places the organism in Eukaryota, Metazoa, Arthropoda, Insecta, Diptera, Culicidae. The record is from RefSeq and is a predicted model, not a curated record.